Xyrauchen texanus (razorback sucker) is the source of this 4203-nucleotide messenger RNA. It is a transcript of the gene cdh11, whose product is annotated as cadherin 11, type 2, OB-cadherin (osteoblast). The transcript is spliced from 12 exons. Gene Ontology annotation, biological process: calcium-dependent cell-cell adhesion; cell morphogenesis; adherens junction organization. Bases 684 to 3077 code for a protein of 797 amino acids. NCBI's taxonomy places the organism in Eukaryota, Metazoa, Chordata, Actinopteri, Cypriniformes, Catostomidae. Gene Ontology annotation, molecular function: cadherin binding; calcium ion binding. Gene Ontology annotation, cellular component: adherens junction; plasma membrane; catenin complex. The record is from RefSeq and is a predicted model, not a curated record.
AGGACAGAUGAGAAACUGCUUCCAUCUAGAAACGCAGGGAGAGAAGGAGGGCUGACUCGACUCAGUCACCGGUGGUGAGGAGCAUCCUGCUUGCGUUACACUGCACUGGUCAUCGUCAUUCCGACUGGCGGAGGAGGAGAGCGAACCUGCGCGCAGAGCAGCUGCACCUGGCUGACCGUGGAGAUACCUCAAUUUGAUAAUACCAGUCGUCGUUUAACAGUUGCCUUCGGCUCAUGCUUAAGGAGGAAGAAAAAAAGGAAUCAAGUGGCUUUCUUGUUUAUACAUUUUUUUGUCGGUUCAAUUCUGGGAGAGGACUGUGGCUAGAGGGACCUUGUGUCUGGAGUGCUUGUACACAAGACUGAUCUUGUUGGAUGUUGAUUGUUGGUCAAAGACAAGAAGUGACAGCGUUUAGCCGCUGUUGAUACCAUCACUGGUCAACCGGUGUCGCGUCUGAAAGUCUUCAAAGACUACAGUCUACAUAGAGAGUGAGAAAGAGAGGUAAAGUACAACUUUGUGAUGGAUCUCCGCGUGGGAAGUGAAAUCCGGUGAGGUCUGCAACCCUUGUCCUCCUGACCCCAACCCCUCAACCCAUUUAAAGACUAUACUAGAUUCUAACUGGACCCUAAAAUCCAUAAAAGGGCUUUGAACAGGAAGGCCCAGAGCAAGAGGAGAGUGUGGGCAGGAUGUGGGAGGGACUGAGACUGCAGGUGAUCUUCUUGUGUUUGGGAGCUGCACUAUGGACAACAGCAGCAGCAACAUACAGGAGCUCAGGUCAACGGGAGCGCAGCCAUCGGCGUCAUCUCUCCUUACACAGACACAGGGAGAGGGGCAAGGAGGGCCAGGUGCUUCACCGCUCCAAACGAGGCUGGGUCUGGAACCAGUUUUUUGUCAUUGAGGAGUACACAGGCCCAGAUCCUGUCUUAGUAGGCCGGCUUCAUUCGGAUGUCGAUUCAGGAGAUGGAAAGAUUAAAUACAUUCUCUCAGGCGAGGGAGCAGGAACUAUUUUUGUCAUUGAUGACAAAACUGGCAACAUUCAUGCCACAAAGACUUUGGACAGAGAAGAACAAGCACAGUACACCCUAACUGCCCAGGCUGUGGCCAGAGACACCAACAAACCUUUGGAGCCUCCUUCAGAGUUCAUUGUCAAGGUGCAGGACAUCAACGACAAUCCUCCUGAGUUCCUUCAUGGCCCUUACUAUGCGCGUGUGGCUGAGAUGUCCAACGUUGGUACGUCAGUUAUAAAGGUCACCGCUACAGAUGCCGAUGACCCCACAUAUGGCAACAGCGCCAGGCUGGUCUACAGCAUCCUACAGGGCCAGCCUUAUUUUUCUGUGGAACCACAAACAGGAAUAAUCCGAACGGCUCUUCCCAACAUGGACAGAGAGGCCAGGCAGGAGUACGAUGUUGUCAUCCAGGCCAAGGACAUGGGUGGACACAUGGGUGGGCUGUCAGGAACCACUCAGGUUAAAAUCACCCUUACCGAUGUCAAUGACAACCCUCCUAAGUUUGCUCAGGGUGUGUAUGCCAUGUCGGUCUCCGAGGAUAAGGUUCCUGGUGAGGAGGUUGGCCGACUAAAGGCCAGAGAUCCAGAUCUGGCGGAGAACGGACUGGUGGAGUAUCGCAUUUUGGAUGGAGAUGGCAUGAACUUUUAUGAGAUCUCCAAGGAUUCUGAGACCCAAGAGGCAGUCAUCAAACUGAAGAAGCCUGUGGACUUUGAGACCAAGCGAUCAUACACGCUAAGGGUAGAAGCCUCCAACCCACAUGUGGAUACCCGUUUCCUUACCUGGGGUCCGUACAAAGAUACUACCAUUGUGAAAAUAGCAGUAGAAGAUGCAGACGAGCCCCCAACCUUCAUGGCUCCCAGCUACAACUUUGAGGUGGAGGAGAAUGCCCCAGAAGGCACUCUGGUUGGCCGUGUACAUGCCAAAGACACUGAUACCACAAACAGUCCAAUCAGAUAUAUGAUCCCACGCUACACAGACUUGGAAGAGUUUUUCACUAUUAAUCCCGAGGACGGCACUAUAAAGACCACAAGACCUUUGGAUCGGGAAGCACAGGGCUGGCACAACAUCUCUGUCAGUGCUACAGAGAUUGGUGGCCAUCACCAAGACGCAAAAGUACGAGUCAAUAUCAAAGUCAAAGAUGUUAAUGACAAUGCCCCAGAAUUUGCCACUCAAAGUGAAGUGUUUGUGUGUGAGAAUGUCAGCCCUGGCAAGCUCAUUGAUACAGUUAGUGCUGUGGACAAGGACGAAAUGGCCCACCGCCAACACUUCCACUUCAGAUUGGCCCCUGAGGUUGUCAACAACCACAGUUUCUCCCUCAAGGACAACAGAGACAGCACUGCUAGCAUAUAUGUUAUGAGGAAGGGCUUCAGCAGAGUGACCCAGGAUGUAUACCACCUUCCAAUCGAGAUCAACGACAACGGUGUACCCCCCAUGAGCAGCACCAAUACCCUUAUAGUCCGUGUAUGCAGCUGUGACAGCAAAAACACCAUCCUCUCUUGUAACGUGGAACCUUUCAUCCUGACUGCAGGGCUUAGCACUGGAGCCCUGAUUGCCAUCUUGGCCUGUAUUGUUAUUCUACUGGCGAUUGUGGUGCUGUUUGUGGCCCUGCGCCGCCAGAAGAAGGAACCUUUGAUCAUAUUUGAGGAGGAAGACAUUCGAGAGAACAUCAUCACCUAUGAUGAUGAAGGAGGUGGAGAGGAGGACACAGAGGCAUUUGACAUCGCCACCUUACAGAACCCAGACGGUGCCAACGGUUUCCUACCCCGUAAGGACAUCAAGCCUGAGCUGCAGUAUCCCAUGCGUCUGAGGCCUGUAGCUAACAGCGUGGACGUGGACGAUUUCAUCAAAACACGGAUUACUGAUGCAGACAAUGAUCCCACAGCGCCGCCAUAUGACUCCAUUCAGAUCUACGGUUAUGAAGGGAGAGGCUCUAUUGCUGGCUCUCUCAGUUCCUUGGAGUCAGUGACCACAGAUUCAGACCUGGACUAUGAUUACCUCCAAAGCUGGGGGCCACGUUUUAAGAAACUUGCUGAUCUUUACGGCACCAAAGACUUGGCUGAUGAAAACUCUUAACGUUCACUCAAAUAAAUCCUUUAACAUCUCCCUCCACUCUGCCCUCCUCCACUAACUGUGUGUUCUUUGUGAAGUUUACUAUAAGUAUUCCUUGAUUUUAUCAAUUCAUAGUAAACUUUAGGUUGUUUGUUUGUUUCAAGUAUACGUGCAGUAUACUCGAUGCUGGGAGGGUCAUGUUUAUGAUCACAGUGUGUUAUGGGGGAGCCAGAAGGAUAGAAAUAAAAAUUGUAUAAAAAGAAAAAAAGAUAAAAGAGACACCUCAAUGGGAUGUUUUAGUGUGUAUGAAAUCAAUACAAUUCACUUUUGAUGUUUGUAGGUUUGCAAGUUUGAGGUUAUGGAUGUGGAUCACAGAGAGACAUAGACUUGUUGAAACCGUGAAUGAGCUGACGAAGAAAAUAAAAAACAGUUGCCUUAUUAAGAAAUCUGGAGAGAACAACAGCAAAUGACGGCUUUUAUCUUCUGUAGCGCCUCCAUAUUGUCUUCGGAGAUAUUGUCCACAGGUCCUCUUGUUUUCUGGAAGCAGAUGGAUCCAGCAAAAAUAGACUCUUCUGUCAUCUGUGUUUAUGUCAUAUGGGUAAAACUCCUUCAGCCCAGUUCCAUCGAUGAACAAUCACAAAGAAAGACCUAUGAGCUCAAAAAUCGCCUUAACUAAAUGGACACUCUUGCAACGCAGUGCAUUUUUUUGUAACUUGAAAGCUAUAUCCUAAAGCAAGCUAAAGUCCUUAUAAUGUAUGUACAGUACAAUGUGCAAAAUAUGUCUCUUGAGGAUCAAUCUUAAACCUAUCGGUUUAUGUAAAUCUUUCUCUCUCUUUUUUCAUUAUGCUGAUAUAAUUAUUUUCAGUUUUCUUCAUUUACCGUUUUCUUUAAUGGCUUUUGUUAUUCUCCUUGUGAGAAAAUUGCAGUCUGUCCUGUCGUAGUGAGAAAUUGCUAAUUUCUAUGUCAAUUUUAUGGUAACUAUUUGUACAAUUUUAAAGUUCUUAUUUUAGUAUACAUAUAAAUAUCAGUAUUUCAACAUGUAAGAAAAAUAUUACAGCAUCACACUUAUAUUUUAUGAACAUUGUACUGUUGCUUUAUUAUGUGCUUCUAUCUGAGAAGCUAAACCUUUUAAAUAAACGCUCUUUUUAAA